This is a messenger RNA of Armigeres subalbatus, 1750 nucleotides long. It is a transcript of the gene Dph1, whose product is annotated as 2-(3-amino-3-carboxypropyl)histidine synthase subunit 1. The transcript is spliced from 3 exons. The record is from RefSeq and is a predicted model, not a curated record. Gene Ontology annotation, molecular function: 2-(3-amino-3-carboxypropyl)histidine synthase activity. Bases 277 to 1647 code for a protein of 456 amino acids. NCBI's taxonomy places the organism in Eukaryota, Metazoa, Arthropoda, Insecta, Diptera, Culicidae. Gene Ontology annotation, biological process: protein histidyl modification to diphthamide.
UUGCAAUCUCCUCCGUCAUAGCUCGUGUGCAGUUUGUCACGUAAUCCAUGCUGCUUUCUUGUGGAUAAGUGACCUGGUUGUGGACUCGUAGUUCAUCCACCUUGCCAGAUCAAAGCACACGAAGACGAUCUUCCACUUCCUGGUUUCAUUCCGUAGUUUAUGGAUUAGUGCUCUUUUUACAUUGUUGUGACGUGAUCUUAUCGAACAGAAGGUUGAAAACGCGAAUGAAAGUGGGAUCAGUACCGCGCGAAGAUUAGGACAAACGGCACAGGUACCAUGGCGGCGGUAGCAGUCGAACAACCUUCCGAUGUUAAAAUCGUCAAGGCAAAACCCGUGCGGAAAGUGUUCAAGGGGGCCACUCGAGUUAUUAACAAAAUCCCUCCGUCGCUGCUCAACGAUCCGGAGCUGAAUGCCGCGAUUAGUGUUCUCCCCGCUAAUUACAACUUUGAGCUACACAAAACGAUUUGGCGAAUUCAGGAGAUGAAGGCCAAACGGGUGGCCUUGCAAUUGCCCGAAGGACUUUUAAUGUUUUCGUUGGUGAUAAGCGACAUCAUCGAGAAAUUCACUGAAGCAGAUACGAUAGUUAUGGGAGAUGUCACAUAUGGCGCGUGUUGUGUGGAUGACUUCACUGCCAAAGCACUCGGAGCAGAUCUGUUAGUUCACUAUGGUCACAGCUGUCUCAUUCCUGUGGAUCAAACUACCGGCAUAAAAGUGCUGUAUGUAUUCGUGGACAUUAAAAUAGAUGCACUGCACUUUAUUGAAAGCGUGAAGCUAAACUUCCCCAAACAUCGCAAACUGGCGAUGGUCAGCACAAUUCAGUUUGUGGCCACUCUCCAUUCAGCAGCUAAAGAGCUGAGAGAAGCAGACUAUGACGUUGUAAUUCCACAAAGCAAGCCGCUAAGCCCUGGCGAGAUUUUGGGUUGUACGGCUCCCAGGAUACCGGACGAAAGGACUCUAAUUUACUUGGGAGAUGGUCGGUUUCAUCUAGAAGCGGCUAUGAUCUCCAAUCCAUCACUGGAAGCUUACAAAUAUGACCCUUACGAGAAGAAGUUCACACGGGAGCACUAUGACCACGCGGAAAUGCGCCGGAAUAGGAAAAGAGCCAUCGACGCCAGCAGGGGAGCGAAGAAGUUUGGACUUAUCUUGGGUACGCUGGGGCGUCAAGGUUCCAACAAGGUGAUGGAACAUUUGCAGAAAAGAUUAAAACAUCACAACCGGAAGACGGUUAUUAUUUUAUUGUCGGAAAUAUUCCCCACGAAACUGGAACUGUUUAAGGAUGUCGAUGCGUUUGUACAGGUGGCAUGUCCACGCCUUUCCAUUGACUGGGGUACGGCAUUCCCGAAGCCACUGCUCACGCCGUACGAGCUCUCCGUAGCGCUGGGUGACGCAGAGUGGCGACUACCCAAUGACAAUAAAAUCUCCACCAACGGACAGCACGUGACGAACGGGGGCUCAUUGGAGCCAUCGGCAAAUGCAGAAGCAACAGUACCGGAGGAGGUCUACCCAAUGGAUUUCUACGCUAACAAGAGUCUCGGUGAAUGGACACCCAAUCACAAGCCGUUGGAUAUUUGCGAAAAUUCUCUAGAUGGUGGUUGCUGUGGUCGGUGUACGGAAGAGAAAAAUAAGGAAAAGAAACUAGGUUUGUAAUUUGGCAUUCUGUGAGCAUCAACGUCGUUGUAUGCACCUACCUAUCUCAUAUUGUGCGGAUAAAAAGAUAAUUGAACACAACAACCAUUUGUUGAAACUUGAA